AUGACGAAAUCCAGCAGCAACGAAAACAGCAACAGCAACAGCAGCAGCACCGCGUCUGCUGCAGCAGCUGCUGUACCCGCUGCUGCAGCACCUGCAGCAGCAGCAGCAGAAAAAGGGUACACAUGUACAGUAACAUUAGGUCCUAUACCUGCUGCUGCUGCUGCUGCAUCAGAAGAGCAGCAGCAAGAGCAGCAGCAGCUGCUGCAGCAGCUAGCAGCAGCAACAAUAGAAGAAAAUAAAGAAAUAUUAUCCUUUGAGGUAAAAAGAGAGACAGCAGAUAAAAUAUACAAAGAAAAUUAUCUUGAUGAAUUUGGUAUACCUGCUAGUAUUGACAGAGUUCGUAUAUGCGCAAUUCGCGACUGCGCCAUCAAUGCUAAUGCAUAUCCAAUAUUAAGACGUACAGGUUUAUUAGAUAAGAUAGAAAUAAAAGGAAUAAAAUAUAAUAAAGAAAAGGAGACAGUAGAUAUUUCUUUUUCUUUUUCUGUCUCCUCCUCUAUAGAGGAUAUACCUCUAAACCCUAAUCAACAUCUUUCUCCUCUUACGUAUCCUUCUGAUGAUCAAUUACCUGCACUCGCUGAGUUAUUACCUCCAUCGGGUGUAGAGACAGCUCGUGAGGAGACAGAAGAAAAAGGAGACAAUAAACAAAUAAUUACUCCUUGGGAGGUACAAGCAGAAGGAGGAAUUGAUUACGAUAAAUUAUUAAAAAAAUUUGGUUGUUCUCCUAUUACACCAGACCUACUCAAAAGGAUAGAGGCAGCAACAGGACGUCCUGUCCACCACAUGUUAUCUCGCGGAUUAUUUUUUUCUCAUCGCGAUUUAGAUAUAUUAUUAACACACUAUGAGAAUUAUAAGGCAGCAGCAGCAGCAGCAGCAGCAGCAGCAGGAGAUACAGCAGCAGCAGCAGGAGCAGCAAAACCACCACCACCACCAUUCUAUUUAUACACCGGAAGAGGACCAUCUAGCGAAUCUCUACAUAUUGGACAUUUAGUACCAUUCUUAUUUGCUAAAUAUCUACAGGCAAUAGAUCAAGAUCCUUAUUUCCGUAUGACGCGUGACGUAGCAGAUUUAUAG
Eimeria maxima is the source of this 1071-nucleotide messenger RNA. Its product is annotated as tryptophanyl-tRNA synthetase, putative. The coding region runs from base 1 to 1071 and encodes 356 amino acids. The transcript is spliced from 8 exons. Gene Ontology annotation, molecular function: ATP binding; tryptophan-tRNA ligase activity. The record is from RefSeq and is a predicted model, not a curated record. Lineage: Eukaryota; Apicomplexa; Conoidasida; Eucoccidiorida; Eimeriidae. Gene Ontology annotation, cellular component: cytoplasm. Gene Ontology annotation, biological process: tryptophanyl-tRNA aminoacylation.